CGGUCCAGUUUUUCGUGUUGAAUGGGACAUUCGGUCACACAGGCAAAAGGCUCGCGUCACGGCAUUCUCGCUGGGCUCUAUUUGUUUGGGACGCAUCGUUCGGUUUCAUUUUAAAACGCGUCCUCAACCGAAGCGAACGCAGGUUGAGCUGUGUGUCCGUCAGAAACGUUGCCGUGGUCGUCGCCGUCGGUUCGAGUAUCCGUUCCGGUCGACGCAGAACGCAGCAGCAGCAUCAGUAGGGUCGUGCGAUUUUUGUGCGAUUUUGUGCGCGAUCCCCACACGUGGGGGGGACAGCCUCAACAAAAACAUUUAUAUUUCGCAAACGGAAAGCUACCGGUCGAUUGUGGUUUCGGUUCGGUUUCGGUUUACUUUUUGUUUGCCCGUGCACUUUGUGAAUGUGUGUUGAUUGAAAGCUCAGCAAAGUUUCGUGAUCAUAGUGCGAUCGUCAAAAAAAUGCAUUGAAUCAGUGCCGUGCAGGUGAUGUGAAUAAAAAAUUGACACAUAUUAGUUCAAACGACUUAAGUACAAGCAAGUAGGGUUUAUCAUCAUACAGGAAAACACAUAUCGAAAGCGUAUGAGAAGCAAAAAGGAACAUACAAGAAACAAAGAAGAAUACAUGCUGGCUUGAUAAGACCGAACCGAAGGAAGUACCUUACCGGUGUGUGGACAAGCGUUUUCGUAAUGGUGAAAACAAAGAAGUGAAAACAACAAAUUAAUGCAAGCCAGAGACCCCGAGAAGAAGAGCAAGAAGAAAAAAAAACCUCCAGAGACAGAUUCUGCUGUGCGUGCUUCCUACUCCUUCGAGCUAUUUGGGAUACGAGCGUGUAUGUUCUACCACCGGAACCACGGCACUGCUGGAACACAACAAAAACGGUGAUAAUUAAAAUUUAUUGAGAAUCUAUGUUAAUUUGCCGUUUGUCACCGGGGAGGCGAACGAGUGGAAAACUUAAGUGACACUGAGACCUCAAAGGUGUAACGCGCCUGCUUGUGCGUGUGUGUAUGCGGGUGUGUAUGUGUAGUGUGUUGGUGCUCAGUUCUGGCCACAGUCAGUUGGAAACCAACGGGACAGCAUUGGGAGACAGUUGAAGUUAGGCCGUUAGUCUUCCACUGCUCGACAUAAGUUGCACCCUGUGUAAGACAAAAGAUCGCGAACGAUCUUCAAACUGGUGGUGAGCAAGCUUCGUGUUAAUUAGGAUCGAUUUAUGUGGAAAUUCUCAACGCGCGAUCCGUUACCGGGCAGGUUCAGUCUAUGUUACCUGUGCUGAGUUUGUGUACAUCGCUGUGUAUUGUGUGCCGCGGAUAGCCGAAUUCUAGAAACAGAAGGAAAGUCAUGAUUUUUGACUACCUCGUUUGCUGGCGUACCGUUUAGGUAAAAAUCGUUACGACGGAUAAUUAAAUGCGCGUACGAUAGUGACUGGUAACGGUGUGUGAAGCAUCAUACUGUACUGAACCGCCAUCCUGCAGACAAGUGUGUCCUGAAGUGCGUUUUUUUUCAUUUCUUCUCCCGGGAAUACAAGUGCGUUCGGAAAUUCGCCGCCAUCUCUAGAACUGGUCGAGGAGUGCGCGAAGAUCUCGAUGUUAGUAGGCGGCAGUGCGGUGUCGAUACGUCGCGAAUACUUAGUGAACUUGGUUCUGCCAUCAAGUGAUGGCCAGUAAUGGGGGGACUCUACACGGGGUUCCCCAAAGUGUGUCACAGCAGCAGCAGCAACAGCAACACAUCUGCUCCCAGUGUGGCCUAUACUUUGAGAGUGCAUCAUCGUUGCAGGUGCAUCAUAUGCACUACCAUCAGCAUGACAGCAUGAACCGUUGGGGUUCACAACAGCAGCCCGUAGUCAGUACAACACUCGGCACGACAGCGGUGGCAACGACAACAACUACCGCCACGAUAACAACGAACGGAACUGCACCGUCGUCCACGACUCCGACAUCCUCCGACACGGAGAACAACAACCAGCCCGGUUCGCAUACACCGACGCACACGAAACCGGUGGCGUCACCUCAGCAGCAUCAGCAGCAACAUCACACGACGAUAGCGGCCGCCGCCGACUCGAGUGACAAUCAGCCACCAACGCCACAACCCACCAUAACGGAGCCGGGAACUCCGCAAAGUUACAGUGGUGGUGGUACAUCACCUUACCACUCGCAGCAGCAGCAGCACCAGCAGCAACAGCAGCAAGUAAGCCAACAUCCGCAUCAGCUAGGAUUGCCUACCGGAUCAGCGGGCAGUGAGAUGCACUACCCGAGCUACAUCCAUCCGGGGUACGAUCCGGGCAGUUACUACUCCGGCGGACCUGGUACGGGACUUGAUUAUGGUAGUGGCGUACUUGGUGGACCUUUGCAACCGACCGACUAUAAGUCGGGCUCGUCGGUAGUGUCCUCCGCCCGGUACCAUCCUUACGGCGGAUCGAGCAGCAAUGGCGGUGCACCGGAUGGAUCUUCACCGGCGGUAGUCAGCAGCAAUGGCGGCGGUUCGGCCGGCAUGAGUCCGCAAGUGGUAAGUUCCUCCAAUGGUGUUACCGUAGCAGGUGGCGGCAGUGGAUCUACGGCCACUACAGUAACGACCGUCGCUAGUACCACGUCCCAAUCGUCCCAACCGUCACAUUCGCCACCGAACGGAACGGGUGGAUCGAACAUACCACCCACCCCUUCUCCAUCGCCGAUACAGUGUGAGAAGUGUGGCAUGGUGUGCGAAUCCGAUGAGGCACUGAACGAACAUGAGGCCACGAUACAUUCGAACGUACCGGUACAGUCGGCGCAGGAUCAACAGCAGCGCGUCGAUCAGGUCGAUCUACAGAGCGGUGGUGUUGGCGGUAACUGUUAUUCGUACGGUGCCGGUGCAGGCGGCACACCGGUGUACCCUGUGAAAGAGGAAGCGCCCGCAUCGGACAUUCUCGAUCUCGACUCACAGAAGAUGGUUGGGUAUGGGCCAGGACCUGACGGUGGUCUACUGCCACCGAUGAACUCACUCCAUCCGCUUCAAUCGAUGCAACGGCACCCGAUGAUGUCUUGGCACGAUGCGCACAACUUUAUGGGUCCUCCGUCACUGCCGCAUCCGUCUCAUGGUGGUGGACCCGACAUGAAGCACUCAGCCGCCGUAGCAGCGGCCGCCGCAGCCGCCUACUACCAUCAUCCGAUCAAGUCCGAGUACUCCGCAACGCCAACGAUAAAGUCGGAGUACCUUGGUGGCGGUGGUGGUGGACAUUACGGCGGUACCGGUAGUCCGAUAGUGAAGAAUGAGUACAGUCUGCCGCCAACAUUGCCACCACCGGCCGUAGCACCACAGCCAACGAAUGCGCAAACGAUGAAGCAGUACGCGGACGAGAUGCACGACAAUCAGCUGGCAACCAGUCCGUCCGACUUUCCGAGUACGACAACGCCACAGGAGAGUGGUUCGCAGUACCGUACGUUUGAGCCGGCCACCUCAUCGCUACCGGGCACGGCAGGGCCCACGAAGGGUACGGCUUGGAAGUCGAACGAGGCGCGUCGUCCAAAGACGUACAACUGUACGGCGUGCAACAAGUGGUUUACCAGCUCGGGCCAUCUGAAGCGACACUACAACACGACGCUGCACAAGAAUGCGGUCAAAUCGAGCGGUCAGCCAGAUCCGGCAACGUUACCCAUCAGCGUCCAUCAUCAUCCGGGACGUGAUCCGAACUACGCGAACAAGGGUCGCCGCGGCGGUGCGGGCAAUGGUUCGGGUGCUAGCUCUGGCGGUGGCACUGGCGGUGGAGGAGGCGGAGGAGCAGGUUCGCAGAUCCAGCAGCCUAUACAGCAACCGGUACCACCGCCCGAUCCACCGAGAAGUCCCGAGUAUGGGACCGGUGCGUCGCAGUACGGUGGUGGAGCGGCGGCGGGGUUUUCAACGGCCGGGACAUCGCCCGGCCAUCAGCAUCCGAGCAGCGGUCAGGUAGUCAGCUCGAACCAGUCACCGGGGUUUCAUCACCCGUACGCCGGCGCGACCAGCGCGAACGGCACCACAGCCACCAGCUCCACUUCUUCAGCGGUUCCCCCAAACGGGGUAGCAGGUCCCUCCGUCCAAGUCUCCCAACCGAGGGGCCUGCAGAUCUACUCGAACAGCAGCAACAGCCACAUGGCGGAGCAAAUGGAGCAAGCCACCCAUACCAUUACCACCAUCCUCACGCCCACCACCCAUCUGCACACCUCCACGGUGGGGUGCAUCCCGGGCACCCCGGACACCAUCUCCACCAGCACCCGCACGCCCACGGGCACCCACACGCCCCCCACCAUGGGCAUGGGCUCGCCUCUGCACCAUCCGCAGCAGCAGCAGCAGCCGCCGCAGCAGCAGCAGCCGCCGCCGCAGCCCACCAUCAGUUCAAUGGAGCCCUACCACCACCACCACCACCCCCACACGCAGCACCACACAAUGCACACCAUCUCCAAUCCUUUAACUAUCAGCACCAGCAUUCCAUCCUUCCAAACCAUCCUGCCGGAGGCGCCGAGCUAUCACCUUAUUAUUGGUAAUGCGGUCCAUCAGUAUCCGGGCCAGAUGGCGAUGAUGAGCGGCGAUGGUGCCCACCAACAGUGGGUGGAUGGGGGCGAUGGUUUGAUCGAAUCGACCACGGAUAGCCGUAACGGUGCGUUGGGGUUUCCUCGGUGUUCGGGGGGCGCCGAGGUGUAUCAGGGCGAUACGGCGCCCCCCUUUUCACCUAACGUACCGGACCAGUACCAGCGUCCCAGCAGCAGCGACGGGACAACCACCAUCUUGCCGAACGAUCAGCAGCACCAGCAGCAGCAGCGCUUGCAACAUGGUCAGAUGAUUGGCCACAUCACGCACGGCAACAAGUAUAAGGAGUAUGCGCUCGGACAGCACGAUGUCGAUCCGUACCAGGAGCAGCUGCUGUACCGGGUAGCAACGCCACAGCUGGGAGCUACCGCACCCGCCAUUUCACCGGCGCCCUGCUCCCCGAGCGUCACGUCAACGGAUGUCGGGCAGACGCAGGGACAGCCGCGAGCCGAUUCGGCCGGUUCGAACCGAUCGAGCGCCAUCGGACAGCCCGAGGUACAUCGUUGCAUCGAGUGUGACAAGGUGUUCAACAAGGUUUGCUAUCUGACGCAGCACAACAAAACGUUCCAUUCCGGCGAUAAACCGUACAAGUGCCAUCGCUGUGGCAAACGCUUCCCGUGCAAUCAAUCGUACGAGGAGCAUCUGGCGAAGCAUGGGGGCGAAAAACCGUUCAAGUGCGAACAGUGUCCGAAGCAGUUCAAUCACAAGACCGAUCUGAGGCGGCACAUGUGUCUGCACAGUGGUUCCAAGCCGUACGCUUGCGAACAGUGCGGCAAAGGCUUUAUCCGGAAGGAUCACAUGAUCAAGCAUUCGGAGACGCACCGAAAGAAUGUGACGGCAGGUCAGGAGCGAGGUGGCAACGGGCAGAAACGCACCGGCAAGGGAGGUAACAGGAAGGGCGGCAAGAAGGACAUCGUCGGGCUGGUGGACGAAUGACGAUGGCUGUAUCUUCGCUGUCUUACACCGGAGCUGUGAACAGGCGGCGAUCGAAUGGAUGCGACGGCAACGUAGAUCGCGCCCCACCAUCAACUACCAAACGGGGUGUGUUGCGUAGUGUAAAUGUUUGUUUGUUUCACGAGAUGAAACAAAAUGGGUGUGUGAGUGUGUGUAUGUGUGCAUGUUGUACAGGGAUGCUCAAACGCGUUGCGUUGGCCAUGAGGAGCGGGUGGGGACGAAACAAAAUUCGUAAGUUUAUCCGUAAGCAAAACCGCUGUAGCUGUAAGUCAAGAGCGUGAAGAGUUACCUAUAGAGUUACAUUUAAACCGUACCGGAACAACCGUCUACUACCUGUAAAUGUUAAUUGCCAUCGCCAGCAAACGGGUGCCACGGGGGAGUUUUCCCUUUUUUCGAUUCCAAAUAAAAGCAAAACUAAAAAAAAAACAGAAAAUGAAUCAAAUCGUAAGUGACUAGGAAUGUACAUGUACACCAGCUACCUCAAGCGUAUAAAGUGUCACCGGGACAUUUUUAUGUAUGUUUUUUUUUUUUAAAUUGUUUUGUUGCCUUUUUACAAAUAAACAUAAUCAAACUGGACGAAAAAUUGCCAUUUCCAGGAUAAGAUAGCCAAUCAGAAUGAUAUCGAUUUAUUUUUAGUUAAAUUUCUAACCAAGAAUAGUGAGAACCGUACUGUUCGCGCUAGCAACUGAACGAGUAUUACAUUUUUCUAACUCAGGCAACAGCACAAGUCCGUCGGUGAUAGGGAAGGAGGUUCGCACAUUCAAGAAUUCCUCAAACGCUCGGAACCGAAAAGCGUUCCGGUGCAUAGUAAACGAUUCUACCUCAACAUGAGUAUUGUAUUUUACCAUCUCCAAAAUCCAAGACUAGUGUACAUUGUGGUGAUCGGAUAGGAGGCCGAUUCGAGCAGAUUGUUUAUUUUCUCUCCAAUUAUGUCCUGUGUACAGAUGGAGAGCUUCCUAGAUAUUUUACCACAAUGGUGACGAAUGAAAGCACAGAGAAAAGCGCGUAACCCUGGUGGCAGAACGAAAGUUACCGAGAUAUAGAUACAGGGGAGGAAGAGAAACUGAUGGGAACCUUUUACGAUAUAUUUAUUACUGUACAAUGAAGAGCGGUUUUUCGUAACCGGAAACCUACUAGAACGAUAUAUUAUGUAUUAGCAUAGAUGUGGCAUACACUUUGAGACAUUCAGAACAUUUUAAAGCAAUAAAAGAAAUCUACUGUGUGUAUUUGUACGCGUAGUGUACGUAUUCUUCGUUGAUCGUUUUGUACUGGAUUCCAGUUGUAAUCGAUUCCAUGUGGGUAGAGGAAAAUAAAAGCGGAUGAAAAAGAAAAAAAAUAACGGAACCAUAAAUCGUUUGUGUAAUAUAAAGUAUAGUAGUGUAAAACUAUUUAGAGAAGAGAAUGUCUCAGCUGCCAGCUGUGCUACCUUCGCUUUUUCCUUUUUCUUCCGGGCAGCCCUCCCCACAAAGCCCCACUGUGUGAUUAGGAGCGAGGACGAACGGAAGACAAGAAUCAUGGAGUAGAUCACAGACAAAUUACCUACAAUCACGUACCUAAUCGGAUAAGGAUGUUCAAAGCGCAAGAAGCACGGGAUACAAACAAGGGAGACAAAACAAGAUCACAUUGAAUCCACUCUUCUAUGCGUAACUAUGUCUGUACUGCGUGUGAGCGUGUGUGUGUUGGAUGUGAGUGUAGUUUUUUCCGCUCGAUAGUUUCGAAGCUCGUCAAAUUUUAACAAACCUGAGUAGGAACAUUUAUGAAAAGAAUAAUAUUCUACAUAAGCGAAACAACAGCAAAGAAAAACUGAUAGUAGAAAGAGAUCAAUCCUCAUCUCAUCUUAGAGAAUAUUACGAAAUAUAACGAAUGUACAAAUGAACGAUAAUGGUGCAGUAAGUAAGUAGCAGGGGAAGAAACAAGCAAAAGAAAUCAAUACAAAAAAAAAAAAACAAUAAACAACACUUAAACAAAACUCAAAGUAUAGCUUCCUUAAGCAUUACGGUGAAUGCACACAAAACGAAAAAGAAAUCGUGACGAUGGUACAAAACUCAAUAGUAGAAAAGAAAGGAACAGUGCAAGAGAAUGCCAAAAUGAACAUAACCGUUGUAUAUCAUAGCACGAAACGAAACGAUAUCAACAAGCUAUUAGUGGCACAAUUUAAUCAUCGAACUUACCGCAGCAGCAGGACCGUGCUGUGUUUGUGGGACGCGACACGAGUAGCACGCAUAUACAGCAAACAUAUAAAAAAGCAACAGGCGCAAACUCUUUCCCGAGUUUGUAAGCGCCGGCGUGUGUUAGGUUUUAUUGGAAAAGUGAUUUUGGUGGUACUUUGCGUCAGGGCGUAUGGUUGUGUUUAGAUUAAUUAAUGGUCCGCCAGGUUGAUACGGUGGAACCGUAAACAGUCACCGCAUUUAAGCGAAGUGAGUUACCAAGCGUAUCGAUCGAUCGGUCGGUAUAGAUCGAACGGUAGAUCGAUUCGACUAACGUCAUACUACUAUUAAUUGUCAACGUUCCUAUAGACACGCACCAUUUGGAUUGCAAUUGUCCGUACGGAAAAAGUAGCGUCCGAGUUUGAGUCUUUGUUAGCGUUUCGUUCCGUUGCAGUCGUGUUUUGGUUUUUGCUGGUUAAUGGCAUUUCGGGCCGAUAAUGGGGCUAGAGAGUUGAUGAUGGUAUCUCGCCAGAGAGAGAGAAAAAAACCCGUUGUUCGAAGGUGUUCGUUGGUGUUCGAAGUACACUAAUUAGUCUACCACCAUCCGGGGGAGUGGUGAUCGAGACGGGCCGACGGGUUUGCAUCUGGGUGACGUUGACGUGCUUAAGGUCAAGGCUUCAGGAAUGCAGGCUCGUUAAGCGUCUAUUUCGGUUUGGUUGGUUUUGCGCUCGUUUAUGUUGCCCGCCUGCCCGACCAGGGGCCAGAAUCGUAAGAAAGAGAGCAGAAAUAACGCAAAACUCGUGUACGUGACAGUCUCAAGGGAGAUUUUUUUGGAAAAACAGAAACAGUAAAUGGAAACUUUUGCAGCCAAAUCAGAAAUCUCAGGGAUACUCGUAGAAUUUAAUGUUAGAAUGUAUUUUUAGAGUCUACAGAAGGCGCGCGUCGCCGGACGGUUGGAUGGAAUCAAGUUUCGGAAACGAAAACACAAAUGACUAUCAUAAAACUAAUACUUACGAUUCGAGUAACAUAUCUCUCCAAAUAUGGUUUAAGUUUGCCGAUUGAUUAUUUAGAAUAUUUUGAGCGAUCUUUGAGAUUAGCCAACAACUCUUCCAUUCGGUAGCAGACACGACUCGUUCCAUUAGCUUCACCCAUGGUCGCAUGGUGUUUUUAAUUGUUUUGAAUUUGAUUUGUUUGCUUUAUUUUAUGACGCAUUCUAUGCACACGUUACAAAGAGCGUUCUCGUAACGAAAUACUUUUCAAGAUAAGCGUUGUACACAAUAUUCCUCCAUAUAAUUUUAGCUCUCACACAGACACAGCCAUGAUUUAGAAAAAUAGCAGAAGAAGAAUACUCAACUAGUUACCCAUAGUUACCAAUGUUUAUUCAUGAGUUGGGCAGAAGUUCAUGUAACAAUACAGGAAGACAUGUGAAAAAAGAUACAAACUACAUUACUUCAUAUGCUCAAUCGAUAAAUAAGUUUGUUAUGUAGCAAAAAAAAAAGGAGAAGAAAAACAAAACAAACCAGAACUCGAAGCAACACAUGCGUAUAUACGAAAAAUAUAUAACAAAUCCAAGAUAUGAAAGAAAGCAAACGAAACUUAACAGAUGUGUGUAGUAUAGGAAGAUAGAAUGAAGAUGUAUAGGGAGUGUGAAACAGGAAAGGAAAAUAACAAAAUCUUACAAAAUUAUCAAGAAAAGGAAAACCUACAAACAAAGUAAUUGGAAAAAUCUAAAGAGAUAGUUAAUAAGUGGUUAAAAAAGUACAUGAAAAGUAUAGCAAAAAAAACUUGUACAAACUAACAAAAACAUACAAUCUCAAAAACGGAAAAAAGCAUCAAACCCCUGAUACGUGCAACCGAUUAUCAAUAUUGUUUAAAACAAUCGUUCCAUAUCAGUGAGAUAAUUAGGCUCAAUAUCAAGUGAGUUUUCAUGUUUUGCAAUAAACGUGCGUAUUAAACGAACAUAAACAAGUAAGGUAGAAGCAAACAUAUCCCGUUCCGUGUGAAUCGUUUGGAACUGCACCGAGAAAGAGAGAUGGCAUGAAUAGAAGAAAUCCGGCACAAGAUAAUUGGGUUGUGGAACAAGCCAACAUUUAUAGCAAAAACAAAGGAGAAUUUAAAACAUAGUGAAAUUGGAUGGUGUGUGCAAGGGAUGAAGUUGUAGUCUUUAUUUUCGGAUUUAAUAAUUUGAACGUUUUACGAAACCAUCAAUACCUUUCAGUAUUAGAAUCUGCUGGAAUGGAAGUGUUUAUUUUUAUAUUUCCAUUUCCAAAACUGCUCCAAAAGGGAAGAAAAUUGAGUGAGUAAGACGAUCGGGAAAGAGGGAGCGUCUUCAGUACACGAUAUUACGGCAAAAAGUCCGACCCGGUGCUUUAAGUUUAAGAGAUCACGUUUGUUUUCUUUUUUAAAUAAACCUUAAGUUAUAUGGCUGGAAUUGUUACAAAUGUUUGCGAAUUUAUCUUUAUAUGUUUAUCUGCUCUUUAAGAACCAACUUAGCGCUUAGCUGGUUGGCGGACAAUGAAUUACGCUGCCAUAUACUACUACUUAUCUUUACCAAUUGUUGAGUUUCAUUUGCCAUAGAAUACACACGAACACACACUUUAAUACACAAGCAAAAGUACAGUUAAUGGAAGCUCUUUUCAAGAUGGUAGUUUAAUAAAACACAUGUUGCCAUUUAGUUGUCAGUUGUUCGCUUUUAGUUGUAAUGUAUUUUACCACACAUGUUUAUUAUUAUUAUUAUUAUUAUGAUAGAACCGAAACAAAUAAAUAAAUGCAAAACUCAAUCUCAGGUGUAUGAAAUGCUUAUUCUACGAGCAUACAUAAGAAGAGUACAAUGUAAUGGCAGGGGCAUAGAGCAAAUCAUAAUGCGGAAGGUAAUAGGAAUUUUAAGUGCAAAACACGUAAAGUAAAACAAAACAAACGUUCAGCUGCAAAUGUGUAAUGUAUGGUACUGUAACAAAAUUAUGAAACAAACACAGAACACCCGCACGAAUACAUACGAAACACGUAAAAAAAACAAAACCAAAAUGGUUACAAGUGUAUGGAAAAUGGAAUAAAGCAAAAAUGAUACAAAAUGUAUGUGAAAAAUUGUUGUUAUGGAUGUUUGGUGUGAGUUAGGGGUUAAAGUUGAUGACAAUUGCAAUGCAUGGAUUGAAGAGUUUCUUUCGUCUUGUUAUGAUAAAAGAUGACAAGGUUAUGUUACUAAAAUGACAAUAACUUGGCCAAUAAGGGUUUGGAAAUACUUCGUCUUUCUAUUUUUAUUAAUUUUUCUUGUGAAGAACGGCUGGGCUGGUAUUUCAUUAACUGAUUGAAUUGAUUGGCAUUAUUUUUCAAAUUUUAAUA
Anopheles funestus (African malaria mosquito) is the source of this 10965-nucleotide messenger RNA. RefSeq names its product AT-rich interactive domain-containing protein 1B-like. Lineage: Eukaryota; Metazoa; Arthropoda; Insecta; Diptera; Culicidae. The record is from RefSeq and is a predicted model, not a curated record. The coding region runs from base 1646 to 5461 and encodes 1271 amino acids. The transcript has a single exon.